AUGGCAGACUCGGACGUUCCAGAACCAACACUUCAAAACAUUCUUGAUCAGCAGGAAUUGAAAUGGAUUUUUGUUGGUGGUAAAGGUGGUGUCGGCAAGACCACGACGUCAUCAAGCUUGGCGGUGGCGCUCGCCGAACGCGGCGGACGCGAUAACGUGUUGAUCAUCUCCACAGACCCGGCGCACAACCUCAGCGAUGCAUUCCGACAAAAGUUUACAAAGACCCCAACGCUGGUCAACGGCUUCACGAACCUGUUCGCGAUGGAGGUGGACCCCACUCCGGAUCUUGGGGACAUGGAGCAGCUGGAGUGGGCCCAGGACUCCUUCCUCACAGAGCUGGCGGGAUCCAUUCCCGGCAUUGAUGAGGCCAUGAGCUUUGCAGAGGUCAUGAAGCAGGUCCAAACCAUGGACUACUCGACCAUCGUGUUCGACACGGCGCCCACGGGUCACACCUUGCGACUGCUCAACUUCCCCAACAUCCUGGAGAAGGGGCUCAGCAAAUUGGUGGCGCUCAAGGGCGCCAUGGGGGGCAUGAUGGGGCAGAUGACUCGCAUGUUGGGUGUGGGGGGAGCUGAAGGGGAGAACCUGCCGGACCAGCUGCUGGGGAAGGUGGAGGGAAUGCUGGAUGUCGUACGGAAGGUAUCAGCCCAGUUCAAGGACCCCCUCCUAACCACCUUUGUGGCGGUGUGUAUUCCAGAAUUCCUGUCGCUGUACGAGACGGAGAGGCUGGUGCAGGAGCUGGCCAAGUUUGAAAUCGAUUGUCGCAACAUCGUCAUCAACCAGGUCAUCUUUCCGGAGUCCGUCGGUACCAGUCGGCUGCUGGAGGCCCGAGUGCGCAUGCAGCAGAAAUACCUGGACCAGUUCUACGAGCUGUACGAGGACUUCCACAUCAUGAAGCUUCCGCUGCUGGAGGAGGAGGUCCGGGGCCCGGAUGCGCUGCGAGCCUUUUCGGAGAACCUGUUAAAGGUAUUGGGGGGGUGGCAGGGUGUGUAUGGGGGGAGGGGGAGGGGGGUCCCGAGGACUGCGACGGGCAGGGGCCGCUCCUUGGUGGUAUAUGAAAAAUGA
This is a messenger RNA of Volvox carteri f. nagariensis, 1065 nucleotides long. RefSeq lists its product as uncharacterized. Gene Ontology annotation, biological process: post-translational protein targeting to endoplasmic reticulum membrane. The transcript has 7 exons. Gene Ontology annotation, molecular function: ATP binding; ATP hydrolysis activity. Gene Ontology annotation, cellular component: GET complex. NCBI's taxonomy places the organism in Eukaryota, Viridiplantae, Chlorophyta, Chlorophyceae, Chlamydomonadales, Volvocaceae. The record is from RefSeq and is a predicted model, not a curated record. The coding region runs from base 1 to 1065 and encodes 354 amino acids.